Gymnodraco acuticeps is the source of this 1944-nucleotide messenger RNA. Its product is annotated as tubulin beta-1 chain-like. The coding region runs from base 100 to 1431 and encodes 443 amino acids. The transcript has 7 exons. The record is from RefSeq and is a predicted model, not a curated record. Lineage: Eukaryota; Metazoa; Chordata; Actinopteri; Perciformes; Bathydraconidae. Gene Ontology annotation, biological process: mitotic cell cycle; microtubule cytoskeleton organization. Gene Ontology annotation, molecular function: GTP binding; GTPase activity; structural constituent of cytoskeleton. Gene Ontology annotation, cellular component: cytoplasm; microtubule.
UUGCAACUCUCCCGCCUUUCUGGUUAGUUCCUAGCUGGAUCACUACAGAGUAACGCCUUUGUCUUUUUCGGUCGUUUGGAAUUUUUUAAUUCAACCAAAAUGAGGGAAAUUGUGCACCUCCAGGCAGGCCAGUGUGGAAAUCAGAUUGGUGCUAAGUUUUGGGAAGUCAUAAGCGACGAACAUGGCAUCGACCCAACCGGGUCAUACCACGGGGACAGCGACCUGCAGCUGGAUCGCAUCAACGUGUAUUACAACGAGGCUUCAGGUGGAAAGUAUGUCCCCCGGGCAGUGCUGGUGGACUUGGAGCCCGGCACCAUGGACUCGGUGAGGUCCGGUCCCUUUGGCCAGAUCUUUAGACCAGACAACUUUGUCUUUGGCCAGAGCGGAGCUGGUAAUAACUGGGCUAAGGGUCACUACACUGAGGGAGCCGAGCUGGUGGACUCGGUCCUGGAUGUCGUGAGGAAGGAGGCGGAGGGCUGCGACUGCCUGCAGGGCUUCCAGCUCACACACUCCCUGGGUGGAGGGACCGGUUCAGGCAUGGGCACGCUGAUGAUCAGCAAAAUCCGAGAGGAGUUUCCAGACCGCAUCAUGAACACUUUCAGCGUGGUGCCUUCGCCUAAGGUUUCAGACACAGUGGUGGAGCCGUACAACGCCACCCUCUCGGUCCACCAGCUGGUGGAGAACACAGAUGAGACCUUCUGCAUUGAUAAUGAGGCGCUGUAUGACAUCUGCUUCCGCACACUGAAGCUCACCACGCCAUCCUACGGAGACCUCAACCACCUCGUCUCAGCCACCAUGAGCGGGGUGACCACCUGUCUGCGCUUCCCCGGCCAGCUCAAUGCUGAUCUGAGGAAACUGGCCGUCAACAUGGUGCCCUUCCCCAGACUGCACUUCUUCAUGCCCGGCUUCGCCCCCCUGACCAGCCGAGGCAGCCAGCAGUACAGGUCGUUGACGGUUCCUGAGCUCACCCAGCAGAUGUUCGACUCCAAGAACAUGAUGGCAGCCUGCGACCCGCGCCACGGCCGCUACCUCACAGUCGCCGCCAUCUUCAGAGGCCCCAUGUCCAUGAAGGAAGUGGACGAGCAGAUGCUGAAUGUGCAGAACAAGAACAGCAGCUACUUCGUGGAGUGGAUCCCGAACAACGUGAAGACUGCCGUCUGCGACAUUCCUCCACGGGGCCUCAAGAUGGCCGCCACCUUCAUCGGCAACAGCACGGCCAUCCAGGAGCUGUUCAAGCGCAUCUCAGAGCAGUUCACCGCCAUGUUCCGCCGCAAGGCCUUCCUCCACUGGUACACCGGCGAGGGCAUGGAUGAGAUGGAGUUCACAGAGGCUGAGAGCAACAUGAACGACCUGGUGUCUGAGUACCAGCAGUACCAGGACGCCACCACUGAGGAGGAGGGCGAGUUUGAAGGCGAAGAGGAGCUGGCCUAGACGCUCAGCCCAACGUUGUCUCUCCCUAUGCAACAGUUAGUUGGGGGCUCGGACCGUAUGCUAGAAACGCAUCAUUGUAGAAUUAUUGACAAUUGGCUUUUAAUCAAUACAACUACAGUUUUAAAGAAUCCCACAGUAAUUCCUCUGAAUGUCGCCCAGUGAUAGCAGUUCUUGUCCAUCUUUCCUUUUUUCAUAAAUUGUUACUGUUUUUUCCUGAUUUUUUUUUCUUCCUUCCUGCUUUGGAUAUGAAUGUUUUUAUCUUGUCUUGUGUCUUCUGUUUUUCAUGGUUUAUUUGUUAUAAAAUAGAACGUAACUGAACAGUUCAAAACACUUAUCGCUGAACUUAACUAAUGCUGUUCGAUAUGGUGCUUAAUUAUUUUUGCUAAACAGCUUACACUGAAAGCUAUAAAUCGUUUCAUUCAUUGUUCAAAUAUUCUUAGUGUGCGUGUACUUGGAUGUAAUAACAUAAAAUGUGAAGAUGGAUUUGAAUAAAAUAAUUAUGAUUUGAUGCUA